Molecule: messenger RNA, 1000 nt
Organism: Ruditapes philippinarum (Manila clam)
Lineage: Eukaryota; Metazoa; Mollusca; Bivalvia; Venerida; Veneridae
Exons: 1
Coding region: 116-997 (293 amino acids)
Biological process (GO): developmental process; regulation of transcription by RNA polymerase II
Molecular function (GO): RNA polymerase II transcription regulatory region sequence-specific DNA binding; protein dimerization activity; DNA-binding transcription factor activity, RNA polymerase II-specific
Source: RefSeq, a predicted model, not a curated record
GUGAUUUCGUAAGCCAGAGAGGCUCAUCAGUAUACAUGAUACAAUAUUUGAAAACUUUAAAAAAAACACUAGCAAUUUUAGCGUGCUUGGGUGUGAGUCGUUAAGUUAUUAAAAUAUGGAGGACAGUAAGAACAAUGUUGCACUGAAAAUAAAGUGUGAAAAAGAAACUACGGAAUACAAAAUAAGACCUGGGCGAAAAUGUAAAAAACGGAAUAUUGAAGAUGAAGACAGUGAAAACGAACUGAAAAGACUCACAGCAAACUCACAGGAAAGAAUAAGGAUGCAAAAGAUAAACGGUGCACUCGAGGAUUUAAAGAAGUGUCUGCCAGAACAGUUUCACCUGAAUCACCGCCGUAUGUCAAAGAUUCGAGCACUGCGUUGUGCCAUGAUGUACAUCAGGAACUUGUCACAGAUGAUUAACGACGACAAUAUUAGACGCCAACGAGAGUAUAUGCAGGCAAUGGACUAUGUAAGAUCUAUGUGUGAUGUCCGAUUUAUCACGAAUAGACCGGAAGUUGCAAAUCAACCCGGACAAAGCCAGACGACAGUUAUUCCAUACUACCCGUAUCUCGAACCGCUAUGUGCCGAACCGAUACCUUCAAUGUAUCAGACGCCUGUUCAAAGUUUUGAGGAAAAAAUGUACCAACCACGACCGCUUGACUUUUCUUUGCAAGCGGAAGAUAAAACAGCGAACCAUAGAGCACCCGCCUCGGAUGACACAGUGGAAUAUCUUCUAGCUGGAAUAAACGAAACACCAGUAAAACCCAAACACCAUAUUUUACCGAGGGCUCGACGUUACACUGCCUCUGCAACACCUCUAAACUCCAAGAUGUACGGUUCAAAGCCCGAGCCGAUAACGUCACCGUUAGUGGGUUUAAGAAAUGACAAUGAACUAAACAUAAGUAUCUUGAGUGCCGGAAGUGAUCAUACCCAUGACCAAGACGAGAUUCCAAGACCACCUAGCACCUUCUCUGACAUUGUGGCUGGACAUUGCUAGUAA